Messenger RNA from Ipomoea triloba (trilobed morning glory), 1136 nucleotides. RefSeq names its product PHD finger protein ALFIN-LIKE 1-like. Gene Ontology annotation, cellular component: nucleus. The record is from RefSeq and is a predicted model, not a curated record. Lineage: Eukaryota; Viridiplantae; Streptophyta; Magnoliopsida; Solanales; Convolvulaceae. Bases 137 to 841 code for a protein of 234 amino acids. The transcript has 5 exons. Gene Ontology annotation, molecular function: transcription cis-regulatory region binding; histone binding; transcription coregulator activity. Gene Ontology annotation, biological process: regulation of DNA-templated transcription.
GUCUCUCAGAUCACCAAUUCGAAUUAUACGGACUUUAACAAUUCAUUCAAUUCAUUUCUUUCUCUCUAUCAGAUCACUGCAAUCAUAUCAUAUUUUCUUUUUGCAUUUUUGAGAUCUCGGAUCGAUAUAUGCAGAAAUGGGUCGAACCGUUGAGGAGAUCUUCAAGGAUUUCAGCGCCCGUCGCUCCGGGAUUCUCCGGGCAUUAACCUACGAUGUGGAUGAGUUCUACGGUCUGUGCGAUCCAGAGAAGGAGAAUUUGUGCUUGUACGGACAUCAAAAUGAAACCUGGGAAGUGAACAUUCCGGCAGAGGAAGUUCCACCGGAGCUUCCAGAGCCUGUUCUUGGGAUAAACUUUGCCAGGGAUGGCAUGAACCGCAGAGAUUGGCUUUCACUUGUUGCUAUCCACAGUGAUUGUUGGUUGCUAUCUGUUGCAUUCUACUUUGGAGCCCAUCUCACCCAAAACGACAGGAGACAUCUAUUUAACUUAAUAAAUGAUCUGCCUACCAUAUUUGAGGCUGUGCUGGAAAAAAAUCCGGUGAAAGACAAGUCUAAUGCGGAUAGUGGAAACAAAUCUCGAGGAAGCACAAAGAGAACUAGUGAAGGGCAGGCCAAAAACUCGUCGAAGCUGGCAAAUAAAAGUCGCGAAAAAGAUGAAGAAGAACACGGCGAAACGCUAUGUGGGAGCUGCGGAGGAAACUACAACGCCGAUGAGUUCUGGAUUGGGUGCGACGUCUGCGAGAGAUGGUUUCACGGGAAAUGUGUGAAGAUGACGCCGGCAAAAGCUGAGAUUAUACAGCAAUACAAGUGCCCUUCUUGCUGCUUGAAACGGGGAAGACCCUAGUCCCUUACUAAACUUUUCACAUGCAUCUUACAAGAUGAGAUUAAUUAUUCGAUGUUCGGUUGAAUCUAUUCGAGCAGACAGGCCAAGGAUUUUGGUUGCUUUUGAAUGAAGUACAUAUAUAUAGACGUCCCUUAAUAUAGGAAGCUGGGAGUAAUAUGACAGUGAACAUGCAAUUUAUAGGAAUUGAAGUUCCCUAAUUUAUUAGGGAGUAAUAUAUGUAGAAGUUUUGAUCUGAUAUUACAAUAGUUUCCUGCCUGUGAUACAAUAAUAAGCCAACUUCAAGUUUCUUCUUUCA